AUGGUGGCCGAAGUUGAAGAUGACCGGGCACGACAGUUGCCAGAUAUAGAAGAGGUUCUUGGCGGUGAUGUGCCUGUGUCCGGGUGGUCGGGCAGCGAGCCCGAAAUCCGAGAGGCGCUAUUGAAAUGGUACGACUGCGAACGCCGUCGACUGCCUUGGAGAGGGGACCCGCCUCCUUGGAGUGAAAACAAGGCCAAGCUGAGAUCUGAAGCUGCCAGGAGGGAGUUCUCCAAGGGCUGCCCGCCUUUGUCGGCAGGCGGGGCAGGCCAGGUCCAAGUCAUUGAUCUAGACGAGUCUGCGGAGGCUGCAGGGGCUUUCCCGCGGAGCGCCUAUGGGGUGUGGGUGUCGGAAGUCAUGCUGCAGCAGACACAAGUGGAAGUCGUUAUCGGCUACUGGACUCGCUGGAUGGAUCGGUUUCCAAGCAUAGACGCAUUGGCUGCAGCCAAGGCUGAGGAAGUGAAUGCUGCCUGGGCAGGAUUAGGCUUUUACGGACGGGCCAGGCGAUUGCAUGAGGGUGCGAGGUAUGUCAUGGAGCAUCAUGGAGGAGAGUUGCCGCAGAACAUCGAAGAUCUUCUUCGCAUCCCUGGUGUUGGUCCGUACACAGCGGGAGCCAUCGCAUCGAUUGCCUUCAACAAGCGAGCUGCAGUGGUGGACGGGAAUGUUGUGCGCGUCUUUAGCCGCCUUGCAGCGCUGACAGGGCAUGGGAAGUCUCCCGCCUUGCACAGGCAGUGUUGGAAACUCGCCGAGGCUCUGCUUGAUCCUGAAAGGCCUUCUGCUUUCAAUCAAGCACUAAUGGAACUGGGUGCAACUGUCUGUACACCUCUCGCCCCAGCAUGUAGUCGAUGUCCUGUACGUACGGCUUGCAAAGCGCAGAAGCUGGCAGCCGCAGGCACAGUGACUUCUGUGACUGGCUUUCCGGCCAAGCAAGCAAGCCAAAAGCCUCGGCGUCACCGUGUUCUGGCUCUUGCGGCUGUCGUGAAUGCAAAGGGCGCCUGGAUGUUGGUGCGCCGACCGCCAAACGGUUUGCUUGCAGGGCAACUCGAGUUUCCGGCAAUAGAGCUCGAUCAAACGCAGGAGACAGUAGUGCCGACCCAGGCAAUAUCAUGCCUGAGAGAAUUACUGGCCGACUUCGGUCUUUGCUGUGAUUUGCCGCUUACAACUCUCGGUGCUCCCAUUGAGCAUGUUUUCUCCCACGAGCACCACUUCAUGCAUGUCUUCAGAGGCACUGUACCUGCGGGCUUUCCGGCAGCAGAGCCCAAGAGGGACGUGCACUGGCUCACGCCGAGUGAGGCUGAAGAAGCUGGGAUCACAAGUGGAUUGCAAAAGGUGCAAGAGGUGCUGGCGCAAAGGUCACACAUAUUUGAGAUCUACGAAGACUCGGAGGGGCGCGUUGCCGUUCGCUUUGCUGGGGAGAAAGGCGAUGCCGGCAACCAGAAGCUGGAGCUUUUCCAAGGCCCGGUGCCCCAAGCGCUGACGCUGACACCGCAGCCGCUGCCACCUGGGCGGGUCUUCGCUCAGUGUGCCUUGCCGGCGGAAGAGCUUCCGCCCUUGCGCCCGGAGCAGGUGGCCGAGAUUGAGGAGGAGCUGCUGAAAGCCGGCGGCAGCGAGCGCUUUCGUCGCCUCAGCCUCCAUCUUGGGGUCCAGGAGCGGCAGGUGCCGCGAAAGAAGACGAGGGCAGCACAGAGAGAGAGA
Messenger RNA from Symbiodinium necroappetens, 1692 nucleotides. NCBI's taxonomy places the organism in Eukaryota, Dinophyceae, Suessiales, Symbiodiniaceae. The record is from the annotation of a GenBank genome assembly.